ACUCGAUGUCAACAUCGGGACCGAAGUGUUCAAUCUGAUUCCGGGGGGUCGGCCAUCUGCUGUAACCACAGCCAGAGCCACGUCAUAUUUGUGUGCCGCUGUCGAACGAGCUGCGAGCUGGCUCUUUAUCUUCUCCCGCGGGUUUUUUUUACGUAAAGUCAUAUCCCCGCGACCGCAGACAUGAAUAUAUUCCGAUUGCUGGGCGAUUUAUCGCAUCUUUUAGCCAUUAUCAUACUACUCGUAAAGAUAUGGAAGACACGGAGCUGCGCCGGUAUCAGUGGCAAAUCACAGAUCCUCUUCGCGAUUGUUUAUACUACCCGUUAUCUAGAUCUGUUCACCACAUUUAUCUCGGCAUACAACACAUUCAUGAAAAUCGUGUUCAUUGCCGCAUCUCUCGCCACGGUCUUUUUGAUGUAUAUUAAGUUCAAAGCUACGUACGAUCAUAAUCAUGACACGUUCAGGAUCGAGUUCUUGAUUUUACCAGCAUUUAUACUAGCAUUGCUGAUCAAUCACGAACUGUCCUUCAUCGAGGUCUUGUGGACAUUCAGCAUUUAUCUAGAGUCAGUGGCAAUAUUACCACAGUUGUUUCUGGUAUCGAAAACGGGCGAGGCAGAAAGCAUUACCAGCCAUUAUUUGUUCGCAUUGGGAUCAUACAGAGGCCUGUACCUGUUUAAUUGGGUCUACCGCUACUAUGCUGAAGAUCAUUACGACUUGAUCGCUAUAGUUGCUGGAUUGGUGCAGACAGUUCUCUAUUGUGACUUUUUCUACCUCUAUAUUACCAAAGUACUCAAAGGCAAGAAGUUACAACUACCUGCUUAGCUUCAGUU
Molecule: messenger RNA, 827 nt
Organism: Atta colombica
Lineage: Eukaryota; Metazoa; Arthropoda; Insecta; Hymenoptera; Formicidae
Gene: KdelR
Product: ER lumen protein-retaining receptor
Exons: 3
Coding region: 181-819 (212 amino acids)
Biological process (GO): endoplasmic reticulum to Golgi vesicle-mediated transport; protein retention in ER lumen
Cellular component (GO): membrane; endoplasmic reticulum; cis-Golgi network
Molecular function (GO): ER lumen protein retrieval receptor activity
Source: RefSeq, a predicted model, not a curated record